Hylaeus volcanicus is the source of this 8669-nucleotide messenger RNA. It is a transcript of the gene Delta, whose product is annotated as neurogenic locus protein delta. The record is from RefSeq and is a predicted model, not a curated record. The coding region runs from base 1736 to 4483 and encodes 915 amino acids. Gene Ontology annotation, molecular function: calcium ion binding. Gene Ontology annotation, biological process: establishment or maintenance of epithelial cell apical/basal polarity; heterophilic cell-cell adhesion; Notch signaling pathway. Gene Ontology annotation, cellular component: protein-containing complex; plasma membrane. The transcript is spliced from 6 exons. Lineage: Eukaryota; Metazoa; Arthropoda; Insecta; Hymenoptera; Colletidae.
CCGGCUUACUACCUCCAGUCGAGGGUUGCACGCCGUGGUGUAGACGCGCGGUCACGUACGCGUCCGUUCGAAACGUUAGAGCGCACGCGUGCACACGGAACGAUAGGAGCAAGACGGAGACGAAUCAGCAGCUUGGACUAUAUACCAUUAAUCGAAGCGAGAGAGAAAGUAGCCGGGACUCUUUGGAGUUUCUACAGAGACCGUCUCGUGCACGCGAAACCAACCGAGGAUCGGACUCGCCAUCUGUCGAGUAUUACGUUGCAGUGGUUGCCGGAGUUAACGCGGUGUGGCGCUAGUGUUGGCUCUGUUAGUGGCGCGGAAACGUGUCGAGAUAGCCGUCGUUGGCGGGAAAGAGAAGGAUACCGUGGAUCGCAUCGAGGAAGGAACUACAGGGCAGAGAGCGAGACAAGCUGUUCUCGUGCACGGACAUAGGAGCGCACACCGGUUCGGCGUGCACCUCCACAAGGGAAAUACGGGCUCGGGGCGCAUCUCUGGAUCCAGUAGUACCUCAGCUGCGGAGUGGUGCCUUUCGUGCCGGUUCUCUCUCUGGCGCGUAACUCUCCUUCUUUCCCCCUACCCUUUGGCCCUACGAAAAACUUCCCCUCUCUACCGAGGCGAGCACAUUGACUCUCCCGUUCGUCUUUGACUCGUCACAUACGACGAGGGUAUCCUCCACCUCCACCUUCGGCCUCUAACCCUUCUCUUCUUCCUCCUACUCUUUCACCCGUGGCCCCCCUCUUCUUCUCCUCUCGCUGGUCGCCGAGAGAGAAUAUUCCUCACGGUUCGUCGACGGCCAGUCAGUGCGCGACUCGUCGUUGUUGCGACGGUUGGCGAGGAGGAGAGAGUGUUGUAUACGUGCCUUUACCGUGGAAAAUUAUGCUCGCGGCGAAUCGUCGUGCUCCUCGUCAACGUAGUGGCUCGUGUGCCGCGAACGAACGCUCGACACGGGCGUAGUGAGAGAAACAUACAUACAUUUUGGAGACCGUCGUUCCCAGAGCUGACAAAAUCAUCGCCGAGCACACACCACCGGACACGCGUAUAAGACACAGCCGCGUAAAGUGAUAUUCAGGAGAGAUACAGAGAUCAUUCGGCAAAAGCGUAAAACGGAAAGAGACCUGCGCCGAUUUUUUUUCCUUUUCCGUGUAAUCCUACGCACGGAAAGUAUAAUUCACAUCCCAUCGACGAUCUAAUCGUACCCUGGACGAAGCUGUUCUACGACUCUCGGCGUCCCACGGAUAAUGGAAUAAAGUGUGUCACACAGUGUUCAGUGAUCCGCGCGUGAUUUUCAUAUAUAUAUAUAUAUAUAUAAUAUAUUUCCAAAUACCUGUAUUUGGCAUCGUCGUCGGAUAUACCAGCAUUCUUUUCUUGUAUUCUCAGUGUUGUACAGUGCGACAGACAGGAGUGACCGUGGCGGCUCCUUCCUCCGCGAGUUAACUUCGUUUUUCUUUUUCCUUUUUUUUUUGUUUUUGUUCACGUUCCGUUUACCGCUGUCGUGAGAAAUUCAAGCCGGUGGCAGUUUAACGCCGCGACCUUACCAACGAGGAUUACAAUAUUUUUUCGUUUGACGUCGACUUCGUUUUCGGAUCCGAAAGAGGAGGAUACGACGGCUAUGCAGCCUCGCGAAAUCACCGCGAGGAGGUAACGCCGACGAGCACACUAGGCCACCACGGUCCACACACCUCCGCCGACGGACCUACCGGCGGCGUGUAAACAUCGAAUCGAACAACCACCAAACAUGUGGACCAAAAUGCUCGUGUGGACGGCCGCCGUCGUGCUCUUGCCGGAACCCCGUACGGUGAACGCCUCAGGAGUGUUCGAGUUGAGGCUGAAGUCGUUCGUGAACGAGUACGGGAAAGACAGUCUGGGCAAGUGCUGCUCCGGUAGCACGUCCAAGACGGGCGAGUGCUCUGGCGUUUGCAAAACCAGGUUCAGGGUUUGCCUGAAACAGUAUCAGGUGAAGAUCGACACGACGACGCCGUGCACCUACGGCGACGUCGUCACGCCCGUACUGGGCGAGAACAUCGUCAACCUUAGCCCGAACGUCGCCAUGCCCAGUUUCACCAAUCCCAUCAGAUUCCCGUUCGAGUUCACGUGGCCGGGUACCUUCUCGCUGAUAGUGGAGGCUUAUCACGACACGGACAACACGACGCACCACUCGCCCGAGAAAGUGCUGAUAACGAGACUGACCACCCAGAAGUGGCUGGACGUGGGUCCGAACUGGACCGAGGACGAGUACAGGAGCGCUCACUCGAAGAUGGUGUACGAGUACAGGGUGACCUGCGUGGCCCACUACUACGGGAAAGGGUGCGAGAACCUGUGCAGGCCGAGGGACGACAAUUUCGGUCAUUACAGCUGCAGCCCGACCGGGGAGCGCGUCUGCCUCUCUGGAUGGAAGGGCGACUACUGCAACACCCCCCGCUGCCUGCCCGGAUGCGACGAGCAGCACGGACACUGCAAUCGACCCGACGAAUGCAUAUGCCACAACGGUUGGAAGGGAGCGUACUGCGACCAGUGCGUGAGAUACCCAGGCUGCCUUCACGGUAGCUGCCAGAAGCCCUGGGAGUGCCUGUGCGACGAGGGCUGGGGCGGUCUGUUCUGCAACCAGGACCUGAACUUCUGCACGAAUCACAAGCCCUGCAGGAACGGCGGCACCUGCUUCAACACCGGCCAGGGUUCGUACACCUGCUCGUGCGCGCCAGGCUUCACCGACACUGACUGCCAAACGCCGCUUUUGGACUGUCACUCGAAACCGUGCCUGAACGGUGGCUCCUGCUCGAUGGAGCCGUCCUACGGGAACUCUAGCCAGCCGAGCAGCGCCGCCAGUGUCCCGAAACCGUCGACGGACGCUGCCACCUCCAGGCAACAUCAUCGCGCCGGUUACCGUUGCACCUGUCCGCCAGGCUGGCGGGGUCAUCACUGCGAGAUCAGCACGAGAUCCUGUCGAGAUUCGCCCUGCCAUCACGGGGCCAGCUGCGAGGACGACUCGCUGCGCGGCUAUGUGUGCCGCUGCCCGCCAGGUUACACGGGCAACGACUGCGAGUCUCAGCUCGACGAGUGCUCGCCUAAUCCUUGCUCCAACGGGGGCAGCUGCACGGACAUCGUCAACGGGUUCCGUUGCUCUUGUCCGGCGGGAUACACCGGUGAGCGUUGCGAGACGAACAUCGACGACUGCCAAGGCGAUCCGUGUCUGAAUGGCGGAACUUGCGUGGACCUAGUGAACCAGUUCCGUUGCCAGUGCGUGCCAGGAUUCGUGGGCAGGCUCUGUCAGGAUAAAGUGGACUACUGCUUGGCGAAACCAUGCGCCAAUGGCGGCAGAUGCAUCUCGGGGACCAACGACUACCGUUGCGCGUGCAAGCCGGGCUUCACGGGCAAGGACUGCAGCGUGGACGUGGACGAGUGUCGCAGCUCGCCUUGCAAGAACGGAGGUAGCUGCAAGAAUCGCGUCAACAGCUUCAUCUGCGAGUGCCCGAACGGUUGGCACGGGGACACGUGCGCAGAGGAGGUGGGCAGCGGAACGGCAGUCCUGCCCGCAGCGGCGGCUGCCAGCUCGCCGUCGAACGCCGCUGUCCCAGCGGUGCCUCCUUCGGGCGCCAGUUACUGGUCGGGGAAUCUCUCAGGGCGCGUGGCGUCCGCUGAGCCUAGGGACGCUGGCUUGACCACGGAACACGUAGUGGUGAUCGCGACCCUUUCAACGGCGGUGCCAGCGUUCGUCCUGGUUGCCGCGGUGGCCGUGAUGUGCAUGAAGAGGCGGCAGAAGCGGGAACAAGCGAAGGCCGACGAAGAGGCCAGGCUCCAAAAUGAACGCAACGCCGUCCACAGCAGCAUGAGCAAGAGGAGCGGUGGCGUGAUGGGCGGAGUAGGCGGUGGCACGGGGGUUGGCUCGACGGGUGUCAGUGGCGUUGGAAUCGGAAACGUGGGACUGUUGGGCGGCGGGGGCAGUGGAAUGAUCAGCGGCAGCGGCGGCGGGAGCGUGUGCAACCUGGGCACAGGGGAUGCGCACAUGAUCAAGAACACAUGGACGGCGAACAAGAGCGUGAACAACGCCGCGUCCGCCAGACAGGACGACCUCGACUCCUCGUUUCAAACCGACGUCACGCUGGACAGCACUUGCUCGGGUUACAAACCAGAACCAGUGCUGCAGGAUGGACGAACGCGGACAACCAAGCAGCUGAACACCGAGGCGGCUGCCCACAGGGCGUCCCACCUCUUCCAGAAGGAGAAGGACUGCCUGGGCUUGGGUCUGGGCAUAGGCGUUAUGGAGAGCGCGAAAAGGUCAUCCGUGUUCGCGGGAAACGCGACGACGGACAGCUGUUGCGCAGCGGAGGCGGCGCUCCUCAAGAGGCCGCCGACCACUAUCGCGGAGGGUGGCGGAGGGCCACCGGGAAGCGGAGGAGCCACGGACACUGGCUGCGGGGUCUACGUCAUAGACGAUCACUACAGGCACGACUCGUCGUUGGCGGCGACGCUCGCGACGGAAGUGUAGUUUCGUAUCCCCCGCCCCCCUUCAUUUGUGAGCCAAUCGACCAAUGGACUCUGUGCGUUUCUCCCUCGCGACGAGAGCUCUGUGUCUGAACUGAUCCCCUUUCGUUGGUCUUCGUGGAUCAUCGUCGCGCGAGUCUCCGUAUGCAAAGAUCAUUGACGCUGUAUGGAGCAUGUAUGGCGACGUUAGCGCCGGGUUAAGACCGUGUCGAAAUCAGGGCUACAAGUACUCGAGAGGCCUCUAGUAAUCACGAGUCAAAUCGAUUCGAUCCAUACACCGUGGAGGUUUAGCGGGGGUUUGUCUCGAUCGACUGUCCUCUCCGAUCAGCGAACCUCCGCUAAUCCGCCUAGCGUGCGAGUCGCUGCGGCCCAACCCAUAUAGACUGCCGUCCCAAGCGACGAUCUCUGGCGGCCUCUCGGGCGCAUCCGCCCAUCCUUAAUCCGGCGCUGAUGCAUCGCGGUGUCCGCCGCGAAUUUGGAGCCUAGAUUUUACAGCGAAGACCGGAGAUGAUCCGGGUACAGUUCGGCAGCGCGUUCCUCCUCGGGCAUGGUUCCUAUGCCGAUGGGAACUUGAUCGCGAGCUCCGACGAGAGUUUCUUCGAUGCUUUCGUCACUGUUUGUAGAGAAACAUUUCGCAACGAAGACACUCGAUCCGAAUUACAAAGAAAUCUGUCGGCGAAUAGCGCGCCGAGUCCCGGACUCCCUCUCCGUGUUAUCGUCGCGACGAUUGGCGGUAUCGAACAAGUGGCGCCGAUCGAGCCGACGCGCGAGUACAAACCAACGUCAGCGAUCUUUGUACGCGCGACGCGCUACCGAGCGAGCAACCGCGUUUCUUCGCGAUUCCUUUGUUUCCCUCCCCUCCGUUGCGCGUGAGAACGUUCCACUCGGACAUUGCCAGCUCGGGGGAGGAGGAAGUUGACGCGCGCGUUCCGCUGGACGAUCCUCGGGGGAACCUAUGUCCCGCGGAAGAGACUAUUUUCACUUUUUUUUUUUUUUGUUUUUUUAGCGACCAACUCGACGGGAGGAACGAGAUAAAAGAAUAUAUUUAUACGGAAUAUACGCGUCCCGCGUGUAUAUUACGUGUAGAUAUAUAUAUAUAUAUUAUAUCAUAAAUACGAGAUGCUGUGGUGGCGGACGACGGCGCGGAUAUCGUCGUCCGACCCGUUCUUAGGUAUUAAUAUUAUAUCAUGCUCGAAGCGAAAACUUUGUACAGAACUAAUUUAUUAUUAUUGUUAUUUACUAUUAUUACUAUUCGCUAUUAUUAUUAUUAUUAUUAUAUUAUUAUUAUAAUAAUUAUUAUUAAUAUUAUUCUAUCGUAGCUCCCAAGUAUCAUUGUUUCGGAAUAGUUUUCCAUCUUGGCUAUUUCUCUCUCUCUCUCUCUCUCUCUCUCUCUCUCUCUCUUGUUUCUUCUCCACCCAUUCCCACAUCCUCGACUCUUUAGAGAGACCCGUUUCGAGGAUGUCUACUCGCGCGAUGGUUAGCGUGGUUGUGUUGUUAGUGCGUGCGUGAGUGUCGAGACCCCCCCUUCCUCCAUUACCGUGUGUAUAUAUAUAUAUCUAUAUCUAUGUGUACGUAUACGUCUGAGAAUAUAUGUGUGUAUGUGCGCGCGCGCGCGCGCACCACUCCCCCCACCCCCGCCCCUCGCGAGAGCAAGUCCACGAGAGAGUACCGAGCAACAAUCAGAGGAGAGCGUUUGUAUGUACCGUGCGUAUAAUAGUUACGAGCGAGAAAGUUUACGACGAAUUAAGAUUCGAACGAUGUCGCCCCCUCCCUCCCCCCUUCGUGAGAUUUUUUCUCUCUUCUUUUUAUUACGUUUUUUUUUUGUUUCGCCGUUCGGGUAACGCUGUUUUUUUUUUUCUUUUUUUUUUUGACGUAUGAACAAGAUCUUUUCUUUUUACACCGUGUACACCCUCUCACCGGCACAGGGACGAUGUCGGACGGACAUGAAACUUCCGAGAGAAUGGCUUCCGGGUCGCGUGUCUCGAGACAAAAACUACAGAGCAACGUCGCCGAAAGUUCGAAUCGAGCUAUUCAGAGGGCCUCCCAGCGCUCCGGGAUUUCCCAUUUUCAUGGCAAACCCGUUGCGCUGGGACUUUUCAUAACGAAAAGUAACCGCUUCUCGUACAGCGGCCGUCUUGUACCGAGAUCGAGAAUUUAAAGGUAUAACAGCUUUCGUCAGUUUCAAAUUUUCUUUCCUCGACAGUUCGCAAAUGAAUCAUUCGCGUAACCUAAAAUCUUUUCUGGUACUUGUACUUUGAAUUUCGUCACGGUCGAAACUUCUCCAUUUUUGUUUGAAUUUCUUGCUUCGGAUUCGUUUACACGUUUUCUAACGUAAAAUUUUGUACGGUAUUUCUAUUCGUGACCCAAUAAAAAUUCAUAAAUUGUAUCAGGUAAUUUUAGAAAAGUUAAUUCGUUUGCUUGGUACAGAGAAAAGUUGUUUUUGUCCGCGAUCUGGAAGACGGUGAAAGCCAUUCCAGCCUCGACCAUCGACGGCGCCUUCCUAACGAACAUCGAACCUAAAUAAGGUCCACCGCUCGUUGAGGAGAGAAAAACUGUAAACAAAACUGUGUGAUCGAAACAUGACCGACAAAAAAAGUGUAGACUAUGCCCCGAUCUAAUAGAUACAGACGCGGUAGAAUUUAUACGAGCAUUAGUAUUUUUUUGGUCGCUUUAUGAUCUUUCAACAAUAAAACAAGAACUAGAAUCAAAAUUCACUGUGUGCGAUCCAACGAGCGAACCUGCGACCGAGUAUUCGUUCUUUUUUUUUCCUUGUAAAAAGUGUCACGAAACGGGGAAAAGGGAAAGUCGAAUUUCUUUUUAACACUUUUAGGGAACCGUUUGCCGUAAACACUGUUCUAUCGGGCAUUAAUAGGAGGUGAAUUGUAACCGGUUAAUUUUUUAGGAACAUUUCGAGUUGUACGCUGAAGGGCUUACCUUUUCCCAACGUUUCGGAAUCUUUCCGUAACACGGCGCUCGAUUCGGUGAACCGUUACUCGCGAUAUGUAUAAACGGAUAAAUAAAUAAAUAAAUGGAUAUAUAAAUAUAUAGAUAGAAAAAUAUAUAUAUAUAUAAAGUAUAUAUAUAAAUAUAUAUAUAUAUAUAUAUACAUAUGUAAAUGAGAAACCGGGUUCGUCGUCAACGGCGUUCCGACGACGAGACGGUUUAUUUCCAUGUUUUCGAAGUCGAAGUCUGCGAGAUACCUUAGUUAAUUAAACAAAUUUUACUUACGUGUAAUUUUCAAUUAAUCCUGGAUAAACUCGCGGCGAAAUUUCCUACGAACCGAAUGUUUCGAUCGAUCCAAAUUUCGUAACGCCGUAACAUCUCCUUCCAUUUGUAUAAACUGAAUGUAAACAUUGAUAGAUCGUUCGAACGAACAAAAUUCUUUUUCGCGUUCAUGAAUAUAUUCUCGCACGCUUCGACCGCGAAAUCGCGAACAAAUGACGAUUAUGUGUUGUUAUCGCACGGUUGAUGAUAAUUAUUUAUUUAUAUAUGUGGAUGAUAAUGCUGAACAAACGAUGAUGAACGAUGCUGCGCUUGACGAUGACGAUUGAAUGACGAUUGACACCGCGGCGCUAGUUGUCCGAUCGAUCGGUUAACGUUGAUCGGGUGAUUGAAGAAAAAAAAGAAAAGAGAAAAAACGAAAAUUUUGAUGCCGAUAGCGAUACACGAUCACACGAUUAUAAUUGUAGAAAGGCGUACGAUGACGAUGUAACGAACAAAGAUUCGAUGAUGUUCCUGUUAAUAAAUAAUGAUAAUUAAAUAAACGAAACGACUACCAACAAACUCGAGGUUGGGUUGCGAUUCUUUCUUUUUUUUUUUCGGGUCUCCCUCUCGAGGGCAAAUGGAAAAUCGUAACGAAGAAAGCCAUAAGUAAAUGGACAAACGAAUAAAUAAACGAAAAAAAAAACGAACGGGAGAAAAAAAAAGAAACGGAGGGCGCGGAGCGUUCGUCGAAAUUAUAUUUAACGAAUAUAAAAGUGAAGGAAAACACGAAAACGAAGCGUGGCGCAGCGCCGCCUGCGCGCAGCGUCAAGCAACGCGAAACGGGAUCGAUCGACUCGAGCCGAGAUCGAUUCUAUCGUGCGACGCUGAGUGGCCUCGUUGACCCAUAAUUAAUGUGAUGCACGUACGUAUAAACGAUUAUAUUAUAUGGAAUACAAUGUGUAAUAAAGCUGUUGUCAUUUUUUGUA